This is a messenger RNA of Ogataea haglerorum, 744 nucleotides long. RefSeq lists its product as uncharacterized. Gene Ontology annotation, cellular component: retromer complex; endosome. The transcript has a single exon. NCBI's taxonomy places the organism in Eukaryota, Fungi, Ascomycota, Pichiomycetes, Pichiales, Pichiaceae. The record is from RefSeq and is a predicted model, not a curated record. Gene Ontology annotation, biological process: intracellular protein transport; retrograde transport, endosome to Golgi. Bases 1 to 744 code for a protein of 247 amino acids.
AUGCUCAUUCUUGCCAUCGGAGACUUGCACAUUCCUGAGCGCGCAGUGGACAUACCGCACAAAUUCAAGAAACUCCUACAGCCCACGGGAAAGAUCCAGCAGGUUCUGUGUCUUGGAAAUGUGACAAACUCGCAAUCAACCUUGGAUUUCCUGAAGUCCUUAUCACUGGACUUCCAGAUUGUGAAGGGCGAUCUCGACCAGGAUUACAAUCUUCCGCUUUCGCUAGUUUUCAGUCACGAUAAGCUCAAGGUAGGCCUUUUGAAUGGGUUCCAAAUAGUUCCUAAAGCGGACCCAUUGAGUCUGUUAUCACAAGCCCGACUGAUGGACGUGGAUAUACUGAUAUACGGUUCAACCCACAAGGUUGAGGCUUACACGCUUGACGGACGUUUUUUCGUCAACCCUGGUAGUGCCACUGGCGCCUUUAGCACGAGUAAGAUGGACCAGGAGGACGUGGAUACGGUGGAAGCAUAUUUAGCAGAAGUGAACGGAAAGAGAGGGCAAGGAGAAGAGAAGAAAGAGACUAAUAGCGAAGAUAAAGACGGGAACGGUGACAAAAACGAGGAAGAGAAGCUGGAGAGUGGCAAGCCCGAAGAGCCUGUCGAGAUCGGAGAGUACAUGGACCCCGUUCCCAGUUUCUGUCUUCUGGACAUCCAAGGUUCUGUGUGUACGCUCUAUUUGUACACAUUGAUCGAGGGUGAGGUGAAGGUGGACAAGCUGACAUAUAGAAAAGAGGAGCAGGAAUAA